Messenger RNA from Contarinia nasturtii (swede midge), 471 nucleotides. Its product is annotated as extensin-like. Bases 61 to 471 code for a protein of 136 amino acids. The record is from RefSeq and is a predicted model, not a curated record. NCBI's taxonomy places the organism in Eukaryota, Metazoa, Arthropoda, Insecta, Diptera, Cecidomyiidae. The transcript has 6 exons.
UCAGUUCAAUCGCAAAGUUCGUUGGGUGCUAAAUCAAUUUAUGAUUUUUGUUUUAACGCGAUGAAUAUGUUGAAAUUUGUGUUUGCCAUUUUUGGCAUUAUUCUAACAGCCAACGCUUUGAGCGCCCAAGAGUUGGAGUUAGCAACCGCAAGUGAAAAUGAGUUGAUAGAGGCCGGAGAUUUGGUUGGCGCCGAGUCAGGAUAUGACGCCGCAUACGCACCACCACCACCAAGUUAUGCUGCACCAGCCUAUUCCGCACCACCAAAAUAUGAGGCUCCGAAAGCUUACGCCGCACCCGCUUAUAGUGCCCCACCUGCUUACAGUGCACCAAAAGCUUACGCUCCAGCCGCCCCCGCUUAUAGUGCCCCACCUGCUUACAGUGCACCAAAAGCUUACGCUCCAGCCGCCCCCGCUUAUAGUGCCCCACCUGCUUACAGUGCACCAAAAGGUAAGAUUUUUGAACACAUAUGA